AUGGCUGCACGGAUAGCGAACCUGCGCUCAAUACUGCCCGACCUCGAGUCUGCGCUGAGCACGUUUGCGCAUUCGCCAUCCAAAUUUCGCGUCGUCCGCACCGUCAACCCCACCGACACGCAGCCAAAGACACUGUACAUCCUGGACUCCAGCUUCAAUCCACCCUCAAUCGCACAUCUGUCCCUUAUUCAGUCUGCACUGAAGAACCACGGCAAAUCAGAGCAUAGUCCAUACAGACUGUUGCUACUGUUCAGCACACAGAACGCAGACAAGGCACCCAGCCCCGCGGGCUUCGUACAGCGCAUUGCGCUGAUGACAGUCUUCGCCGAAGACUUCUCGCGGUCACUCCAAGCAUCCUCUGCUGGAACAGAGCUUGCAGACCUUUCUAUUGACAUUGGACUCACGAAAGAGCCAUACUACUCAGACAAGUCGAUAGCCAUACGCGACACUAGCCCCCCAUUUUACUCCUCGAAACCCAUCCACGUCCACCUCACCGGCUACGACACGCUCAUCCGCUUCUGCAACCCCAAGUACUAUCCCAAAUACGACCCGCCACUCUCAGCGCUUAAGCCGUUCUUCGACGAUGGCCACAAGCUGCGCGUCACACAGCGGCCGACUGACCCCGACGACAAGUCAUCGAACGAGUUUGGCACAGUAGAGGAACAGCAGAAGUACGUGAACGACUUGAAGGACGGCACACGUGAGAAGGACGGGUUCAGGCCGGAAUGGGCAGAUAACAUCGAUAUGGUCGAGGCCAAUGACGGCGUUGGCAUCAGCUCGACCAGGGUGCGCAAUGCUGCAAAAGACGGCAAUUGGAAUGUGGUAGAAGAGCUUUGCACGGAGGGCGUCGCUGCAUGGCUCCAAGACCAGGCCCUGUACAGUGAAGAUGCCACUGGCAAAAAGCUGAGCAGCUGA
Didymella exigua CBS 183.55 is the source of this 915-nucleotide messenger RNA. Its product is annotated as Nucleotidylyl transferase. Gene Ontology annotation, cellular component: cytoplasm; nucleus. The record is from RefSeq and is a predicted model, not a curated record. Bases 1 to 915 code for a protein of 304 amino acids. Gene Ontology annotation, molecular function: nicotinamide-nucleotide adenylyltransferase activity; ATP hydrolysis activity. NCBI's taxonomy places the organism in Eukaryota, Fungi, Ascomycota, Dothideomycetes, Pleosporales, Didymellaceae. The transcript has a single exon.